Ziziphus jujuba (common jujube) is the source of this 752-nucleotide messenger RNA. RefSeq names its product probable NADH dehydrogenase [ubiquinone] 1 alpha subcomplex subunit 12. Bases 68 to 541 code for a protein of 157 amino acids. The record is from RefSeq and is a predicted model, not a curated record. The transcript is spliced from 5 exons. Gene Ontology annotation, cellular component: membrane. Gene Ontology annotation, biological process: mitochondrial respiratory chain complex I assembly; response to oxidative stress. NCBI's taxonomy places the organism in Eukaryota, Viridiplantae, Streptophyta, Magnoliopsida, Rosales, Rhamnaceae.
CCGCCCAACUGGAGCCCUGUAAGAGAGAGAGAGAGGGGGCGAGGAAGAGGAGGAGAAGAAGAGAGAGAUGGCGUCGGUGGUGAAGAGCGCGUUGAAGGCGAUCAGAGAGAGAGGCGUCGGCACCUUUCUGAAGGAGCUCAAGGAGGAAGGAUACACGAAAUGCCUUCUCGAUGGCAAUCUUUUGCAAACAAAAAUCCACAAUAUUGGGGCAAGGCUUGUGGGUACUGAUAAAUUUGGCAACAAGUACUAUGAGAAACUUGAAGACACUCAAUUUGGAAGACACAGGUGGGUUGAAUAUGCAGAGAAGGAUCGCUACAAUGCAUCUCAAGUACCGCCAGAAUGGCAUGGUUGGUUGCACUUCAUAACUGAUCGCACAGGAGAUGAGCUUCUGAUGCUAAAACCAAAGAGAUAUGGGGUUGAACACAAGCAAAAUUUCUCUGGAGAGGGCGAUGAGCACAUUUACCAUUCCAAAGGGCACGCUCUUAAUCCUGGACAGAGAGACUGGACCAGGUACCAACCAUGGCAACCCACCAAGACCUAAGUUGCUUGUCUGGAACUUUCCCAGCAUUACUUGGAAAUCUUGUCACUUUCAACAGUGUUUUCCUUUAAUAAAUGAUCUGUACUUGCCUGAAGUUGUGAAAUAUUUUUGAGACAGCUCAUUGAGAGCAACAGACUAUUAAGUUCAUAAGUUGAUGGGUGGAACUUUUUGGAAAUCGUUAUUUAUGAAUGGUGGGUUCUCUGCUCUCUCUCAA